CUCGUGUCCCGGAGAUCCAUUCAUAUCGAGCAUCAUGGACAUGCUCAUUAGCAACACCGGUCUGACUGUUGUCUAUGAACCGGAGUCUGGCUUCCCAGUUGCUGACAUUGUUCUUAUCCACGGCCUUCAGGGACACCCGUACAAGACAUGGGCAUGCAAAAAAAGCCAAUCAGACUUCUCGUCAGUGACUACUCCCAGUGUCAAGGUAUCCGACAGUGGCAAUGGCAGUCGAAAAUCAUACGACCGUGUUGUACCACGAUUUGAAUCAUCAUUCGCCGGGGGUGGCUCGAGUCAGAAACACGGCGACCUGUCAAGAAAUGGCAAGGAUGCGAAGGAAGUUAGUGUCUUCUGGCCGAACGAUCUACUUCCAGUCCAAUAUCUAAAUGUACGAAUCCUGGUGUAUGGAUAUGACAUUAGGGUGAUAAACUACUUUGUUGGGCCGAUAAACGAGAACUCUAUCCACUCCCACAGUAAGGAUCUCCUCUCUUUACUGGCGGCGGCGCGGAGGCUUGAUUCUCCCUUGGUUCUCAUCGCACAUAGUCUUGGAGGCAUCAUAGUCAAAGAGAUGCUGGCAAAAUCGUCGGCUUCGACUGACGGCAGACUGAAAGACGUCGUCGCUUCGAUAGCUUCUGUUAUAUUCUUAGGCACUCUGCAUAGGGGUAGCCGCGACCUAGCUAUACUUGGAGAUUGGGUUAGAAGCAUUAUUAGUAAUGCCUUGAGGAUGAGAAUAAAUCUGUCUAUACUGAAUGCACUCCGAUUGAAGAUAAAUGACCUCGAGCACUUCCCUGCUAUUACUAUCAACGAUUGUCCUGAAAUCGUUAUGGAGGACCACAAUUACUUAGAUAUUGUCGAGUUUGUAAGGCGUCGGCUCGGACUGGGUAUGACUGCAAAGCGUGUUGAUCAACAAGCUGUUGAAAAAAAGAUAUUGGAAAAGUCUGGAGGAGUGUUUCUUUGGGUUUCCCUGGUUGUGGAAGAUAUACUGUGA
Molecule: messenger RNA, 985 nt
Organism: Diaporthe batatas
Lineage: Eukaryota; Fungi; Ascomycota; Sordariomycetes; Diaporthales; Diaporthaceae
Exons: 3
Coding region: 35-985 (316 amino acids)
Source: RefSeq, a predicted model, not a curated record